Messenger RNA from Daphnia carinata, 2914 nucleotides. Its product is annotated as dixin-like. Gene Ontology annotation, biological process: canonical Wnt signaling pathway. The coding region runs from base 37 to 2790 and encodes 917 amino acids. Lineage: Eukaryota; Metazoa; Arthropoda; Branchiopoda; Diplostraca; Daphniidae. The transcript has 13 exons. The record is from RefSeq and is a predicted model, not a curated record. Gene Ontology annotation, molecular function: protein binding. Gene Ontology annotation, cellular component: cytosol.
GAAUAUUUCAAAGAACCCACUAAAAAGGUCGUCUGAAUGGGCAGCAUGUUUAAGUGGAAGGUUUCAUCGCUGGGGUCGCGCAGCAACGGCAACAGUUCCGGCGGCAGCAAAAAAGCCGAUAAACACCUGAACAAUAACGCGCCUCCGCCAGCCACAACACAACAACCACCGCCGCCAACCGACAAGAAUAAAACUAGCGAUUCAAGGGAUAAUUGUCCGCCUCCGCAGAAAGCCAUCCAACAACCACAGCCACAGCAGCCAGUGCCCCCUCCUUUCUCACCAAUUCUAGCGCGAUCCGCUGAUGAUUUUUCUCCUCGUCAGCAUCUUUCUUUGGUUCAACAGCCUCACCAACAGCAGCAACAACAACAACAACAACACAAUCUUCAGCAGCAACAACAGUUACAGCAGACACAACCUAAAUCCAUUGGUCAUCAUUAUCGGCCAGCUCCGCCUGCCGAACCCCAAUACCAUCAGCACGGAGCCGCCGAUGGAUCGCAAUCAUGGAACGAGUGGAAUCAACAAUUGCUGGCGUAUACGGCUUGGGUCAAUUCACAGCUGAGGAAGCGGCCUGAACUGCCGCUGAUUGACGACAUGGGAAACGACCUGCAAGACGGAGUCCUCGUCGCCAAGUUGAUUGAAAUCAUAACCGGUAAAGACAUUCGAGGCAUUGACGUUAACGCCAAAACACAGCAGGCGAAAAGAGACAACUUCGAAAAGAUUCUGACUUUCCUGGCGUCGCAACGCGUGAGGACUUCAACCGUGACGUCUCGCGACCUGGCCACCGGCAAUCUCAAGUCGCUAAUGAGGUUGAUCCUAUCACUAGCUUCUCACUAUAAACCGCAUAGCGUGAAGCAAGGCAGGGACUCGGCUUCGUUCCGAGCCAAUUCCCAGACGACGCCCAAUCUUAAUGUGCCGACAAAUCGACGGUUCCAAACAACAGGUUUCGAGCCGCAGGAGGCGGAUAUGAAGACGGUCAACGCUUUGGCCACUCUACGACGGCAAAACACCAGCAGCGGCGCCACAGCCAUACGACCAGCAUUGGCCACAUCGUCAUCCGCUGCGGAUUUGCUGUCACCAGGUGUGCAACGUCGAUACACCAUGAAUGGAUCAACAAUUAACCGCGAAAUUGCAUCACAAUUAUCACAAUUUGGGACAAUUUCGAACGCCCGGUCGUUGGCCAAUUUGCAACAUCAUAAGCACGACGACAGCUUGAUUGAAUCACCUCGUCAACACGCGGCCAUGGCCACUUCGACGUCUGUCGGUGAUUUGAAUACAAGCGAAGAAGACGCUACUGUUCGGAAACCGAUUCUGAAAAAGGAUUCGAAAUACGGCAGCCGGAGAGAACUGCCCGCCUUGGGCGUCUCGGGCGUCGUAUCCAAAGGUCGCCCAUCCAUAUUCGAGUUCUGGGAGAACAUGCUCGGGCCUAACCAGCCGGACCAAACCAGCAGCAUGACGAUCGCACCGGGUGAAAGUAGCGAUGUCAAUGAGAAUAACAGCGGGUCCCGGGCCAGCAUGCGCCGUGUUCUGCCUCCAUUGCCCGGCCAGCCUCAAAGUCUGACUGUCAGCACGACUCCCAACAACAACGGACCCAGCGCGGAAUUGCUCGGCAGCCGAGGUGAAGUGGAAGGUUCAUCCAAUCAGCCGAGCCCAACAUGCGUGACCGGUGAAAUCGAUCCCGGCUAUUGGAGCGCCGUUCGAAGCAACAAUAGCAACCACGAUGAGAUGAACACGACGACCGUCAAAGCCUCGCACCAUGACCUACUCAUCGAUGACCUGAAUCGCACCAAGAAACAACUAGCUGAACUCCAAAAUAUGUUGUUGACCAGUCAGCAAGAAGCGACUAUGACGGAAAGUAAAGGAACUACGACCACUUCCUCGACUGAUCCGGAUGCCAUCUCUUGGUUGAGAUCAACCCUUCACAGCGUCGAUCAGAGAUGCACCAACCUCCAGUCCGAUUUAAAAAAGGCUCAACAGGAUUGCUUAACUUUGGACGGAAGCCGCCGAGGGCUGGCAGCCUGUUUGGCUAAUCAAGAAGAAGCUCUAGGAAGCUUGCGGCAAGAACUAGUUCGAACUACUCUAGCCAACCAAACAAUGACGAAUGAAAAGGUUGAAAUGCAGCGAAAACUGGAAGAAAAAGACCGUCAAAUUGCAGAUCUCAGACGUCAACUCGCUGCGAAAGAUCGAGUAAUGGAAACCCAGCGUGCCGUGCUUGAAGAAGCCUCUCACAAUUUCACGCCAGCUUUGCGAGCAAAGCUGGACAAAAACAUUAGCACAAUGGAUGCUAGAAGAAACCAAUACCGUGAAGAGCUACACGUCGCACGCGAGGCUCUUUCCUCUCUCCGCUCAAACUUUAGAGGGAAUGACCCGAAUCACCACACUUUAGAUACAUUGGAACAGUGUAUGGCUUUCCUUCUUGAACGUAUUGCGGGACCCGACACUUUAGAUAUGACAUCGUCCUCCACCUCGCAAUCGACCUUGAUCCACCGUCACAGUAACGACACACUAAAGCGUAGUAACCUUAAUGGUUACCACGCUGACCAAUUCACCAAAGUGGUCUAUUUCACAGAACGAACCGUGACACCAUUCCUGACAGUUAUCCCACGUAGACUUGGAGAAAUUUCCCUGCGGGAUUUCAAAACAUUAUUCGAUCGCCCUGGCGUUUAUCGGUUUCAUUUCAAAGCUCAAGACGCCGAAUACGGAUUUGUUAAAGAGGAGAUUGCAGAUGAUAACAUGAUUCUCCCAGGGUUUGAUGGUAAGAUAAUUGCGUGGGUUGAAGAGAUCCAAGUUUAGGCAUUUACUUGUUUUGCCUGUGUAAGGCAGUGUUCGACCAAUUCGACCUAAAUGUAUAAAUGCCAUCAGUUUACUGGAAAAGGGUGCAGUAUAAAUAUAUAUAUAUGUGUGUAUCUUUAUGAAA